GAUGAGGAGACGAUCAAGCUUGAAGGACUCUCAGCUGAACAAGUCAAAGAAAUGCAUGCGAAAGCUGAAAAACAUGAGUUCCAGGCUGAGGUGAACCGUAUGAUGAAGCUGAUCAUCAACUCUCUCUACCGUAACAAGGAAAUCUUCCUUCGAGAACUCAUCUCCAACGCUGCUGAUGCUCUAGACAAAAUCCGAUUAAUCUCUUUGACGGAUCCCAGUGCACUCCAGACCAACGAAGAUAUGGGUAUAAGGAUUAAGGCUGACCGGGAAAACAGACUUCUUCACAUCACUGAUUCUGGUAUCGGAAUGACCAAGGAAGAGCUCAUGAAUAAUCUGGGAACUAUCGCCCGAUCAGGUACAGCAGAAUUUUUGACGAAGCUGAUGGAUAGUUCGACGUCAGCGGACGUUCAACAGGAACUCAUCGGACAAUUCGGUGUUGGUUUCUACUCAGCUUUCCUAGUAGCUGACCGCGUAGUGGUUACCACAAAGAGCAACGAUGAUGAGCAGUACAUCUGGGAGUCUGAUUCCGGCUCUUUCACAAUCGUAAAAGAUCCUCGUGGACCUACCUUGAAGCGUGGAAGCACCAAAUCCAGCUCUCCACAUGAUGAGGAGGAAGAAAGGCCCGACAUGAUUUCCUCUGGAGCCUGA
Messenger RNA from Cooperia oncophora, 648 nucleotides. The record is from the annotation of a GenBank genome assembly. Lineage: Eukaryota; Metazoa; Nematoda; Chromadorea; Rhabditida; Trichostrongylidae.